AUGCUAAAAUCAUUGUUUUCAUUAUUUUUUACAUUCUUACUUGUUAAAAGCCAGACCUUUGAAAAUUUAAUCGUAUUAUGUAAAUCAGAUUGCAAGAAUAUUCAUGUAAAUUUAACUGCUACUAAUUCAGGCUGUAGUUGAUGGAACAGUGCAUUGGAAAAAGGAAAUCUUAGUUGAUGAAUAAAAAGAAUUUCUACAACUUGAAGUAAUACUUAUAUUCAGUUUAUAGUUUCAUAAUAAAAAUUAGAAAUAGCCUAUGAAUCUAAAAUUUGUAUUGGACGAAUCAAAUAAAAAUAAUACAUCCUUAUAUGAAAUACAUCCUUAAGAAAUAUCUAAUUUAACAACAGCAUAGAUCUUUAUCAUUUUCAAAUGUCAUGAAGAUAUAGUACUCUAAUUUUAAUUAAAAUUGGAAUUACUUGGAACUUCUAAUUAAAGUUUAAUAAUUCCAUUUACAAAACAAUGCAAUCAAACAUACUUCGAUACUGAUAAAUAUAAAGUCUAUUUAAAAGAUUUAAAUAAUGAAAAUAUUUCAUUAUUAUGGAAUAAUAGAAGUCCUUAAACUCUAUAAAAUAAUACAGCAAUUUUUGAAUUUAUACCCCCAGAAAACUGUAAAAUAUUCGACUCAUUAUUCUAGAAACCAUCUAUAUUUAAAAAGUUGAUUUAGAAAUAGAUUAAAACAAUACUUAAAGUGCCAAAGAUCUGAUUAAAAAAAAUUACACCGAUCCUCCUUUAUCAUAUGUUAGUAACAGUAAAAAAUUAAAUAUUCAACCUAAAAUUAUAUGUAAAGAUGUUUCUGAUGAAUUAAGUAAACUAAAUUUUUAAAUAAUAGUUUUAUUCAAUUUAACAAUUCUUUCAUUGAAAUUUGAAAAGCCAUUUGUUAUAUAAUUUUAUAAAUAAUGUGAUAAGAAAGAUUAAGAUUUGGAAAAUAAUUAAGAAUUUCCAAUGUUUAUAGGAACUAAAAAAAAUUCAAAUGAAUUGUUUAGAGCUGGAAUCCCUUAAACAGAUUAUAAUUAUACAACUAAAUCAAUAUCUGAAAAUUCUAAUGCUUUUUAAAUGUUUAUUUAUUUUAAAGCUGAAUAAAGUGCUACUUUAUAAGACCGAUUUUUUUCAUAAAAUCAAAAAAUUAAUAUUGUAAUAGUAACUAAUGUAAAGGAUAACGAUAUUCUGAAAAUUAAGCAUCAAAAGAAUUUAAUAAUGAAUAGGGCUGAUGACAAAAAAUAGAUUUUAUUAUAUUUUGAAUGUUUAUAACAAGGUAAUUCUACAGUCUAUGUUGACAUUACUUUUAGUUAUUUGAAAGAUUCUCAUAAAACAGCCUCUUUUUCAUUUAAUAAAUAUUGUGCCAAAACUAUUUAAAAGCAAGAAAAAACUUUGUUUGGUGAAAUUGUCUAUUAUAUUAUUUGUAUUGUAGCAAUGCUAUUUGGAGUAUAAACUAUUCGUUUGUUUACAAGUAUAUUAUAUUAAAAAAUUAAAUAUAGAUUUAAUAAAGUAAGAUUCUAAUGCCCCAGAAGUUACAAUUGAUACUUCAUAUAAAAGAGGUUAUAGUAGUAUUGAAGAAGAGAAAUAAAUUGAAUUAUGAUGGUU
Paramecium sonneborni is the source of this 1581-nucleotide messenger RNA. The record is from the annotation of a GenBank genome assembly. Lineage: Eukaryota; Ciliophora; Oligohymenophorea; Peniculida; Parameciidae.